AUGUCAGUGCUAGUCAACGGAAGUACAACUAAGGACUUCAAGAUGGAAAGAAGAUUACGUCAAGGCGAUCUGUUGUCACUAUUUUUGUUUGUUAUUGUCAUGGAAGGUUUAACUGGUUUGAAGAAGAAGGCUGUGGAGCUAGGGGACUUUAGAGGUUUUCAGUUCAACGACGAAGAUUCCGUAGACAUGUUACAAUUCGCGGACGACACUAUUGUUGGGCUGAAGGUAAAUUUCUACAAAAGUAAGUUGUACGACAUUAAUAUUGGCGACUGGUUCCUCUACGCAACAUCCUCCUUCUUGGCGUGCAAUGUUGAUAGCUUGCCAUUCAAAUUCCUUGGUGUGAUGGCAGGGGAAAGUCCCAAGAAAUUAGAAAUGUGA
Messenger RNA from Lathyrus sativus (Indian pea), 378 nucleotides. The record is from the annotation of a GenBank genome assembly. Lineage: Eukaryota; Viridiplantae; Streptophyta; Magnoliopsida; Fabales; Fabaceae.